AUGAAUAAUAACAGCUCAGGAGGCGGCGCGGUAUCAAAUGUACAGAGAUUCCCGUGGUCAGAGAAUCAAUAUGCGGAUAUUACCAUUCUUCGGCCCGAACUAGCUGGUAUUCGUGGUUCAAAUGUACCCAUUCAAACUCAUCAGAUUGCUCAGUGGUCUGGUUCUACCGCAACUAUCACGCUGGCAAACAAAUGGGUUCAAAAUUGCAUCAACAGCCAUGAAAGAUAUUCCCUAUAUAUUAUUCAAGAUGAUGGUGAUGAUUGGUUGAAAGAGUCUGCUCUUAUGGGCAAUGUCUAUGGCGGCUUUAGUCUUAACAUAGCUGCCACUGGAGCACGAAAUGGUAACGAUGGGUUAUUCUUCAAGAGGGAUCUGAAUUUGGUACGGACUGUGGAUUUGAUGACGCAAGUGGAAGACCAGAAGAACUGCUUUGGGGCCAAUGACUCUAAGAGAGACAACUUAAGGCUUGCAUGGGUUGAAUAUCUUGCAGGAAUAUGGAAGGAGCAUUUGCCUCACGCUCUAGUAUGGUCAGUAGAUGACAAAGAUGGAACAGGGCCACUUCCACUUCGGGGACCAAGUUGGUCUUGGGCGAGUAGAAAUGGACCUAUAAAACAUGAUAGGAUAUACUCUUUUGUCACAACACCUUAUGAUGACCGCCCGAGCCCUUGGGAGGCGGAUGGCUUUAAAGUUCUGGAUGUUCAGGUUCGGACAACUACACCUGAUUUAGACGGUCAUUGCCUUGGUAGAACAAUGCGUAUCGAGUGUGUCAAUCUACUGAAUGGAACCGAAACUUCUGGCGGAAAGAUAUUCUCGAGGAAUAAGCUGGGAAAUCCGAAACCUUUUCACGAAGGCAGCUCAAACAUUCAAUGUAGACCUCCACCUUUUUCCCCUCCAAUUCCUGGAGCUCACGACUGUGAAGAGGGGCUUAUAAUAGCUCCUGUCGCUAGCAAGAAGGGAGUCUUCACACGCGUGGGGAUUUAUCAAGUUCCAGCGUAUGGUGGAACUUUGCAAGGCUUCGAGAACUUGAGAAAUAAGGGCGAGCUUUCAUUUGAGAACAAGCUAUCGUUAUAUAAAGGAGUAUCAGGGGUUAAUAAAGCAGGACAUCAAACGUAUAUUAUCACUCUUGUCUAA
Botrytis deweyae is the source of this 1128-nucleotide messenger RNA. RefSeq lists its product as uncharacterized. The record is from RefSeq and is a predicted model, not a curated record. Bases 1 to 1128 code for a protein of 375 amino acids. Lineage: Eukaryota; Fungi; Ascomycota; Leotiomycetes; Helotiales; Sclerotiniaceae. The transcript has 5 exons.